Messenger RNA from Tigriopus californicus, 1428 nucleotides. RefSeq names its product putative nuclease HARBI1. Bases 273 to 1415 code for a protein of 380 amino acids. NCBI's taxonomy places the organism in Eukaryota, Metazoa, Arthropoda, Copepoda, Harpacticoida, Harpacticidae. The record is from RefSeq and is a predicted model, not a curated record. The transcript has 4 exons.
UCCUCUCCUCUCGUCUCAGUCCUCUCGUCUCACCCGUUUCACUCGUCUCACCCCUCUUUUUGGAGACGAGUGAAAGGAGAGGACUGCCAAGCCAUUCUUGGAUCACCCGUCUCAUGUAAGACGGGUGAAUCAAGCAACCAAUCACAGCACAGACCAAUCAGAGCACGUGGCCAGCCGUGACCAGCUCUGCAAUUGGUCAAGCUUUGUUGGUAAAUAAACUUUGAAACAAACAAGGGGCAAUCCGUUUCCCCAAGUGAAAGCUUUGGAUAAUUAUGGAAGUGAUUGAGUUCAUUGAGGAUCUUGAGCGCCUGGAGGAUGAGGAAGUAGAUCAAGAUUUGGAAAUGGUGGAUAUUGUUAAUGCCGGUGGCGGCAUUCGAAUACCACGUCGCCAUAUCCGUGAACAGCGUGCAUCCCCAAUGAAUGAGUUAACAGACAUCAAAUUCCGCAAAAUAUUUGGAUUUUCCAAGGAUAAUGUCCUUCGAUUGGUGGAUACUUUCCGCGAAGAGCUGAAUGUUCAACGUGACAAUUGUUCCACUGCAAUCAUGCCUCUUGAGAAAUUACUCAUCACCUUGGAGUUUCUUCGGACCAAUGGAUUUCAUCGGAGUGUGGGCAUGCAAUGGUAUGUCCUGAGAAGCCCCAGUGCCGUCUGCACCACCGCAAACACCGUGGCCCAUGCUAUAGCUCGUAGAAGGAAUGAUUUUGUAAGGUUGCCUUCACGAGAGGAAGAGGAUGAAAUUGCUCAAGAUUUCUUUGUGCAACAUCAUUUUCCAUGCGUUAGAGGCCUCAUUGACGGAACUCAUCUGGAAAUUGUUCGUCCCCCCAAUCACUAUGGUGAUGUUGAGGUUUUCCGAUGCAGAAAAGGGUUUUACAGCCUGAACAUGAUGGCAAUGUGCGACAGCAGGUAUAGGAUCCGAUUUUUUACCUGCCGGUUCCCAGGAUCUGCCCACGACUCCAGAAUAUUUCGAGAGAGCCCACUUCCCGGUAUUUUGGAACAAAGCUUUGAUCCUCGUCGGCCGCGAUUUGUCUUGGGCGAUCAGGCUUAUCCUCUCUCGAAAUAUCUGCUGACCCCCAUCCGUGAUGAUCGCAUAAAUAGUGAAUCUGAGCGGCGAUACAAUCGUGCCCAUCAGGCAACACGACUCAAUGUGGAUCAUUGCUUUGGGAUGUUAAAGAAUCGAUUUCCUUUUUUGCUUUACAUCAUAAGGAGCAAGAUGGAUAAUGUUGUGGCUCUCGUUACAACGGCCAUCAUUUUUCACAACCUUGCCAUCAAUUUCAAAGAAGACCCUCCCGAGGAAACGGAUGAGGAUGGUGAGCGAGUGGACCACCUUCAAUUUGAUGUCGGAUUGGGAGACGAAGGUGUGGGCGUUGCAUCAGACGUGAUGCGUCGCAAAAUUAUAUCAGAAUUUUUUAAUCGUUAAUUUAUUCUAGUGA